This is a messenger RNA of Dujonia railenensis, 681 nucleotides long. The record is from the annotation of a GenBank genome assembly. Lineage: Eukaryota; Fungi; Ascomycota; Pichiomycetes; Serinales; Debaryomycetaceae.
AUGCUCAGAAUAAAACCAUCAUCUUCAUCUUUUUUGUCAAGAUGUUUCAGCACUUCAUUCGUAGCACUGUCCAACAUUGGAAAACAGCCAAUUAAAUUGGGUGAAGGUAUCGAAUGUUUUACCGAAAGCAUACCCUUUGAGUUUUCGAAGAGAUUCUCCAAGGGAUCCCAGGUUAUAACCUUAGACAAGCAAAUUGUAGUAAAAGGACCUAAGGGUGUCAUGAAGACCUUGGUCCCAGACUUUGUAGAAGUAGCAAAUAAUGACGGAUUAAUUACUGUGUCUGUCCCAGACGCUUCUGAGAGAAUCCAGAGAACCAUGUGGGGAACAACCAGAGCUUUGCUCAACAAUAACGUUAUUGGUGUUACAGAAGGUCACUUGGCCAUUGUUAAGUUUGUAGGUACCGGUUACAGAGCAUCUAUAGAAGAUAUCCCAGGUAAGGCUGGUAAGAAGCAAGUUGUACUCAAGAUCGGUUACCCAUACUUACCCACAUUGGAGAUCCCAGAAGAGCUUACUGUUUCUUCACCAAAUCCUACUAGACUUAUUAUAGAAGGUGUGAACAAGCAACAAGUUAAGCAAUUUGCUGCGAAGAUUAGAGAACACAAGAAGCCAGAGCCAUACAAGGGUAAGGGUAUUUACGUUGAUAAUGAAACCAUCAAGUUGAAGGAAAAGAAGAUCAAAUAG